Molecule: messenger RNA, 672 nt
Organism: Parnassius mnemosyne (clouded apollo)
Lineage: Eukaryota; Metazoa; Arthropoda; Insecta; Lepidoptera; Papilionidae
Source: the annotation of a GenBank genome assembly
AUGACUGAGUCUACUAACGAACACAUAGGAGGGCUCAAACAAAAGAAAGUUUUUAAAAUAAUAGUUUUAGGAGAUUCAGGUGUAGGUAAGACGUGUUUAACAUACCGCUUCUGCGAGGGUCAAUUCCUCGAUAAAUCUGAAGCUACGAUCGGUGUAGACUUUAGAGAAAGAACUGUUCGGAUAUGCAAUGAAGAUAUAAAGCUCCAACUGUGGGACACUGCUGGCCAAGAGAGAUUCAGAAAAUCAAUGGUGCAACACUACUAUAGAAAUGUUCACGCAGUUGUGAUAGUGUAUGAUGUCACUAAACCAGAAACAUUCCAUUCGAUAGCAAGCUGGAUGCAAGAGGUGGAGUCCCACGGGCUAUCCGGGUCGCCUCGCGUGCUGGUGGGCAACAAAUGCGACUGCGGCACUCCCGAGUCGCGUCUCGCAACCGCGUAUGCGCAGCGGUUGGCGGACAAACACGGCAUGCCGUUGUUUGAGACAUCUGCUCUCUUGGACUCUGAAUAUGAUAACGUGGAAUCCAUAUUUAUGACGUUAGCGCACAAACUGUAUUCCAAACAGCCGUUGAGAGUCAUCAGUGUUGAGGGAGAGCCAGGAUAUGGAGUAGUGACGUUACCACGUCAGAGACGACCACCAAAAAGCUCCGGGACUGACAAGUGCCUGUGCAGCUAG